Numida meleagris (helmeted guineafowl) is the source of this 5962-nucleotide messenger RNA. It is a transcript of the gene SH3BP4, whose product is annotated as SH3 domain binding protein 4. The record is from RefSeq and is a predicted model, not a curated record. The transcript has 5 exons. Bases 592 to 3486 code for a protein of 964 amino acids. Gene Ontology annotation, cellular component: cytoplasm. Lineage: Eukaryota; Metazoa; Chordata; Aves; Galliformes; Numididae. Gene Ontology annotation, molecular function: protein binding.
UAGAAGGGGAUUUAAAGUUUUUUGGGCUGCUGAAUUCAAGCAGGGAAUUUGGAUUGAUAUGGCUUUUGAUUGAACAGUGCUCUGUAGCAGGCUGGCAUGUCUGAGCAGCACGGCAGUGUUUGCCAGGCAAGUGUGUACCUCCUCUUUGAAGCAAACCUGAAAGAGCAAAAGUGGGGCUAAGCUCUGUGCUGUAGCCUUGCCUUCAGCUAGCAGAGAGGCUGCAGGCUUGCUUGCCUAUGUGCUCCUGGCCACCCUCCAACCUCCAGGGCAGCUCAGUGACACCAGAGGAGCUAUUACCAGCGCUUGCAUCAGCUGCUCUGCUGGUGGUUGAAGGGAAAGGGUAAGAGAGCAAGCAGGGAAGAGGGUGGCAGAGCGAAGCCAGGCAGUGGAGGAGAACGUGCACCGUUGCCACAUUAGAGGAAGAGGUUUGCAUCUGCAUAUGAUGUCCCACCAGGCUGCAUCUCUGGUUGACGUUUUGGCAAGGUCUGGGAGAAAGGCUGAAGGCAGGCUCCCUAGGGUGCUGCAGUGUCACCGGGGUCUGCGGAAGAGCCAUGACCACAUAGCACUCCCCAGGCUCUCGGCAAGCUCAGAAUGGCGGCUCAGAGGAUCCGGGCAGCCAACUCCAGCGGCCUGCUGCGCUGCAAGUCGGAGGGGACGCUCAUCGACCUCAGCGAGGGCUUCUCAGAAAGCAGCCUGUGCGACGUCAAAGUGCCUUCUCCUAGUGCCUUGCUGGUUGACAAUCCCACAUCCUUUGGAAAUGCAAAGGAAGUAAUAGCAAUCAAAGAUUACUGUCCAACUAAUUUCACCACUUUGAAGUUCUCUAAGGGGGACCAUCUUUAUGUCUUAGACACAUCAGGAGGUGAGUGGUGGUAUGCUCACAAUACCACAGAAAUGGGUUACAUCCCUUCCUCCUACGUCCAGCCUGUAAAUUACCGCAACUCUUCCUUGACGGACAGUGGGAUGAUAGACAAUCUACUGGAGAGCCCUGACGAGGGGGUCAGGGAGCUAGACCUGCUUGGAGAAUGGACUGAUGUGAAAAGAAACUCUGUGAAAGCCCACAAUAAUAACCCUUUCUUGAAUGGAGUCCAGACAAACCCAUUUCUGAAUGGGAAUUUGCAGACGUUGACCAGCUCAGACAGAGAGCCCAACUCCAAAGCGUCUUUUGACUUGCUGCACUUUGAUAAAGGAGCUCCUACUUCAACAGUUUCUAGCUCAGCUGCUAAUAGCAGCACAGGUAACAUUUUUGAUGAAUUUCCAUCCAUAAACAGGCUGGACCUGGAAGAGCCUGUGAAAAGGGACAACCCUUUCUUCAGGAGUAAACGCUCUUAUAGCUUAUCUGAGCUGUCUGUUCUGCAAGCAAAGUCGGACACUCCAGCACAGUCGGGUUUUUUCAGCGGUUUAAAAUCUCCCAGUCCUGAGCAAUUCCAGAGCCGGGAAGAUUUUAGGACUGCGUGGUUGAACCACAGGAAGCUGGCCAGGUCUUGCCAUGACUUGGAUUUGCUUGGUCAAAAUCCUGGCUGGGGUCAGACACAACCAGUGGAGACCAACAUUGUCUGCAAACUGGAUAGCUCUGGUGGAGCUGUUCAGCUUCCAGACACCAACAUCAGCAUCCAUGUGCCAGAGGGUCAUGUGUGCCCUGGGGAAACGCAGCAGAUUUCCAUGAAAGCUAUGCUUGAUCCGCCACUGGAGCUCAACAGUGACAAGUGCAGCACCAUCAGCCCAGUCCUGCAGAUCAAACUCAGCAACAUGGAGGUGAAAACAUUCAUCAUUCUGGAGAUGAAGGUAUCUGCAGAGGUCAAGAAUGACAUAAUGAGCAAGAGUUUGGUAGGACUACAGUGCCUACGGAGCGACAUGAAAGAGGGGCCAUACAUGCCAAUGCAGCUGAGCUAUUCAUAUGGGGACACGAUACAGGUGCAUCUGGAGAACCUGGAGCCUUGCAUGUACAUCGCUGCUGUAGCUCAAGGGCAGAACAUCCUAUACCCUUACACUGUUUGGGAUUACAUCAGCAAGAAGAUCACGGUUGGUGUCUACGGCCCAAAACAUAUUCACCCUUCCUUUAAAACAGUUGUGGCUGUGUUUGGGCAUGAAUGUGCACCCAAGACUCUGCUAGUGAACGAGGUCACGAGACAGUCUCACAACCCAGCUCCGGUUGCCCUACAGCUCUGGGGUAAGCACCAGUUUGCUCUGUCCCAACCUCAGGACCUCAAGCUCUGCAUGUUCUCCAACAUGACAAAUUAUGAGGUGAAAGCUAGUGAGCAAGCCAAAAUUGUGCGAGGCUUCCAGAUGAAGCUGGGCAAGGUCAGUCGCCUUAUCUUCCCCAUUGCAUCCCAUGAUCCCAAUGAGCUCUCAGAUUUCACGCUAAGGAUACAGGUCAAGGAUGACAGGGAUGCCAUUUUAACCCAGUUCUGCGUCCAGACGCCACAGCCACCUCCUAAAAGUGCCAUCAAACCAACAGGGCAGAGGCGGUUCCUCAAGAAGAACGAGGUUGGAAAGAUCAUCCUUUCACCUCUGGCUGCCACUGCCAAGUAUCCGGUUUUUCAGGACCGUCCGGUGUUGAGCUUGAAGUAUGGCAAACUGCUGAAAACAGUGGUGCGGCAAAGCAAGAAUCACUAUUUGCUGGAGUACAAGAAAGGAGAUGUCAUAGCUCUCCUCAGUGAGGAGAAGAUCAGGUUGAAGGGACAACUGUGGACAAAGGAGUGGUAUAUUGGCUACUACCAGGGCAAAAUAGGCCUUGUGCACACCAAAAAUGUGCUGGUGGUUGGAAAGGUCAAACCCAGCUACUUCUCGGGGCCUGAUCUCACCACCAGCCUGUUGCUCGAGCAAAUCCUCAGACCCUGCAAAUUCCUAACCUACAUCUAUGCCUCCGUGAGGACUCUUCUCAUGGAGAACCUCAGCAGCUGGAGGUCCUUUGCCGAUGCUCUGGGUUAUUUGAACUUACCGCUUACAUUUUUCUGCCGAUCAGAGUUGGACAGUGAGCCAGAGCGAGUGGCCUCUGUGUUGGAGAAGCUGAAGGAAGACUGCAACAACACAGAGAACAAGGACAGGAAAUCUUUUCAAAAGGAGCUGAUGAUGGCCUUGCUGAAGAUGGACUGCCAGGGGCUGGUCGUCAGGCUCAUCCAGGACUUUGUGCUGCUCACCACGGCCGUGGAGGUGGCCCAGCGCUGGAGGGAGCUUGCUGAGAAGCUCGCCAAGGUCUCCAAGCAGCAGAUGGAUGCCUAUGAGGCCCCACACCGGGACAAGAAUGGGGUGGUGGACAGUGAGGCCAUGUGGAAGCCCGCGUAUGACUUCCUCCUCACCUGGAGCAGCCAAAUGGGUGACAGCUACCGUGACGUGAUUCAGGAGCUGCACACAGGGCUGGACAAGAUGAAGAACCCCAUCACCAAGCGCUGGAAGCAUCUCACCGGCACCCUGAUCCUCGUCAACUCCCUGGACAUGCUCCGGGCAGCUGCCUUCAGCCCACAAGACCACGAGGAUUUUGCCAUCUAGUGUGGCUCCCUGCAGUGAUGUUUUCCUCCACGUCUUCUUUGUUGUUGGUGUCCAUAUUUUUCUGUGUUCCCCCCCUCCCUUUUUUUUUCACAGUUGAUUAUAAAAAACAAAGUGGAGAUUGCUCUCCCCAGGUUUAAAGAGGCCAAAGUUUGCAAGUUCUCAGCAGGACUGGAAAUCAGCAGGAGAUGACCCUCCUCUUGAUGGGAAGGCAUCCAGAAGGGAUGGCUUUUCAUAUGGAAUUGAUACCAGUUCAACUGUUUCUUACUCAAACACUUAACAGGAGCAAGGGGUGGGGAGAGAUCACAAAAGAGAACACUAUUUUUAGGCAUUUACAAAUAAAAUCAUAAUUUUUGUAAUGAGCAGUAAAGGUUGUAACCACUUUGGGGGGAAGCUGUUGCUGUUUUGUAUCUUGUAGAAACUGCUUUUAAAUUAUCAUUUUUCAGAUGAACACGAGCAAUGUAAAUACGUAUUUAAGAUGAAGCACAGUAAUUUCCCAAUGCCAUGGACAGGUUUUGGCAAACUCCCACAUGUGACUGUAGAGCACCAUGUGAAUUUGGGGUUUCUUCAGCCCAGCAAGCAACUUAAAUCAGAAAGGAGUUUUUUUUUCUCCAUAUCACCUGUUUGGUUGAUUAUUUUUCUUUUUUUAAAUCUAUCUGCAAACACACAUUUUCUCAUCUGUGAAUAGGGAGGUGCUCGUCUGUUUGCAGAUGCACGGAUACCAUUUUUAACCACGGGAAGUGACGCUGCCCUGGCACUUGGAGCUGGGUGCUGCUGGCCAUGUCUGGAAGAAGGUGGAAGUUGGGAGCUCAGCAGGGACCUGCUCCUUGCUGCCCAUGGUGAUGAGAGUGGGUGACUCUACCAUUGCAGCAAAGUGCUUCGGCAUUCCUCUGCAGCUCAUGCUCUGGGGAGGGGGCCAGAAAAGGGAAUCAUUGCUAUCUGUAUUUUAUCGCUUUUCUUAAAAAAAAGAAAGAAAAAAAGGAAGAGGGGAAAUGUUUCUCCUAAUUUGAAAUCCAUUCCGGAGCUCCACAGAGAUGUUUCAGACGUGUCUGGUGCCCUAAUGUUCAUUGCCAUUGAUUUUUGUGGGCUGUUCAAGGCUCCCAAACCCCAGCUGAAUAUCUUUUGUGAUGACACUGGUGCCGUUGAGCUAAAUAUUUGUGGUACCAAGUGCCCAUUCUUUCCUCUUGUGUUUUAUAGCUGUCUCUUUUGGAUUACCUCCCCUUCUGCUCCUCAGCUUUGAAAUAUUUUACAUGAGAGGGAAAUAUUUUUGCACAGAAACAUUAUUUUAGGUGCAAAAUCUCUUUAUAGCAAAACACUGCUACUGCAGGAAGAUGAAUUGUUAAGGGUGAUUUUCUUUCAGGUUGAACCAGAAAAACAAAAUGAGUGGAGAAGGCAUCUUUGACAAACUCUGUAGAAGCACACAAGAGCAGCUGCUGUGGCCAACAGGCUGGACUCUCGGCAGCCAGGGGCAUGAUGGUGACACUAGGCUUGAUUUCUUUUCCUAGGAGGCUGCAGGUGACAUCAUCUCCCUGGAAGAGCCAGGUGUGGGGCACUGCACAUGGGUUUGCAGGUCCAGGUGGCAUGCAGGCAUCUGAUGGCUGAUGGUGCUGGCAGCCUUGGGCGGGAAUGUCCUCCCGCAGCUUCACUGCUCUUACAUCCUCUUCCCAAAACAACAUCCCCAGAAGCAGUUCCCCCUCCCAGGACCCGACCAGAAGUAAUCAGCACCUUAAUUUCUCCUCAGGGGCUUUAAGGAGUUUCCUAUGCAACACAGCGUAGCACAGAAAUAGGGUCUGCCAGCACCUGAGCCUGUGAUGCGUUUGCUUUCUCUUUACAACAGCAGGGCACCAUAAGAGCAUGUUUUCCUCACACCAAGCAAAAAAAAAAAUCUCCAGUGCAAUAAGGAAUUGGUCCUGCAAGAGAGAUCCAGCCUGUGCCAGCAGGGCUUUGGCCGGGCUGUUUGGAGCAGACAAGGGCAGCCCCGACCCUUAUGGGCAGAAGUUUUACUCUCUGGUGACUCCAAGAUGGGGACGUCCCUAAAAAAUUUCAGCUUUUUUUUUUUUUUUUUUUUUUUUUUUUCUUUUUUCCCUCCUCUUGGUUUUUCUAACUACCUCAGGUACUCUACACUCAGCUUAACAUUUCAGCAGCAGCCCCAAGCUUGCCAUGCUCAGCUCCCUGACUGCUGUGAGCCAUGGCAACAUGCUCAGCACAUUUUGGGGCUUUUGGGGUGACCAUUAUGUUGCUUUGUCCCUCCCUGGGUCAGAAAUCCCAGCUCUCCUCACGUGCUGGGUCUGAGCUAUGUCCUUCAGAUGCCUUCUGCCCGCUGUACGUCGAGCCCGUCUGGAACUGCGUCUGGGCUUUGCAUUGUUACCACAGUUUGUGCAGUAACUGGUUAUUGUACUUACAUUUAAUGUUCCUUUUUAAAAAAAAAAUUUUUUUGGAGAAAAAUAUUACUAUUAAAGCUGUUACUAUUCCAGUGCUA